Messenger RNA from Exophiala dermatitidis NIH/UT8656, 2101 nucleotides. Its product is annotated as triosephosphate isomerase. The record is from RefSeq and is a predicted model, not a curated record. The transcript has 5 exons. Gene Ontology annotation, cellular component: cytosol. Gene Ontology annotation, biological process: gluconeogenesis; glycolytic process; glyceraldehyde-3-phosphate biosynthetic process. Gene Ontology annotation, molecular function: triose-phosphate isomerase activity. Lineage: Eukaryota; Fungi; Ascomycota; Eurotiomycetes; Chaetothyriales; Herpotrichiellaceae. Bases 958 to 1710 code for a protein of 250 amino acids.
GAUUGUGAUUCGGCUUGCUCAAUUGUACCAAAAGCCGUUUGAGCUUCCCGGACCCGGGAGGAGUCGGGAUCAAGCGAGAUGGCUGACGGGUGGAGACCUUUUGCUAAUCUUGCCCUUGGUUAGGAUGGGACUGAUUUGGCUCUUCAGUCGCCUGAUGUCUCCAAAAUGACAGUACUGAGAGUGAUGCUUCGAAGUAGGAUAGAACUGAUACAAAACAUGGGUUGCAUCUAGCCUCCAUAUGUAACAUCGAUCUCCCCCGGUCGCGUCACCUUGCACAGGGAGUUGACCGUCGGGAACCAGACCAUGCCCUCGAUGUUUUACAAGGAUUCAACUUACCUUUCAACCGGAUAUACUUGGAUCUGCACAGUAUUUCGGUUGCAAGCACGGAAACUAAGAUGGAUAUGGGGGCUGAACUCUCCUUUUACCGCCAGGCCCGUGGGAUGAGAAGGAAACAUCGGUCACGUGCUUGCAAUGUUUGACUGCUUUGCUUGCUAGUGGCUGUUUUCGUAAGUGCUACAGAUAUGAGUACUAGAACAACAUAAUCGACGGUGAAAUAUAGACGACUUUGCAGAACCCAUUUGUCGUGACGCCUUUUCACCGCCAGCUGAUCCUAAACCAACUUCCAGGUGUUCCUCGCGAUCAAGGGAUGGUGAAGUAGAACUCUCCGCCGCCUUAAGCACCUCGCGAAAAGUCGGAGCGAUAACGAUAAGGCCUCGGCAGAGUUGCCCUGCCCCGAACCUGUCGGGACCCCUCGAGCCGUCAUUGGCAGCCCCGCGGUCAACAGAAGAAUACAGAAGUGUUGCUGCUACGAGUAUUUGUUUCCAUUCUUCCUGUCUGUCUCCUCGAAAGAUCCUGUCCUACCUCAAUCACACACGAGCUACGCUACAAUUGCAUCUCUGUGCUUAGAAGCCUACUUUCGAAACUUCCCUUCGAGAAAUCCCCCGUUCAACCGUCAAAAUGGCUCGCAAGUUCUUCGUUGGAGGAAACUUCAAAAUGAAUGGGACGAUCAAGACCAUCAAAGAGAUUGCCCACAACCUCUCCUCAGCCAAACUUGACCCGAAUACUGAGGUGGUUGUUGCUCCCCCAAGCUUGUACCUUCUCCUUGCCCGAGAGCAUCUUGCUCCCCACAUCGAAGUCGCAGCUCAGAAUGUGUUCGACAAGCCCAACGGUGCAUUUACUGGCGAGAUCUCAGCGCAGCAACUCAAGGACAGCAACAUCACUUGGGUCGUUCUGGGUCAUUCGGAGCGUCGUACCAUCCUCCGCGAGGAUGACGACUUUGUUGCCAGCAAGACGAAGACCGCUUUGGAUAGUGGCAUCAACGUGAUUCUGUGCUGUGGAGAGUCCCUUGAGGAGAGAGAAAAGGGCGUGACCGUUGACGUGGUCACAAGACAAUUGCAAGCGGUGAACAAGGUCAUUGGCAAGGACGGCUGGAAGAACGUCGUGAUUGCAUACGAGCCCAUCUGGGCCAUUGGUACCGGCAAGGUCGCCACGACUGAGCAAGCACAAGAAGUGCACGCUGCCAUCCGGAAAUGGCUGGCCGACGCUGUCUCGGCUGAAGCCGCAGAGAACACCAGAAUCAUCUACGGAGGAAGCGUCAACGAGAAGAACUGCAAGGAGUUGGCCAAACAGCCCGACGUCGACGGUUUCUUGGUUGGUGGAGCCAGUCUGAAGCCUGCCUUCGUCGACAUCAUCAACUGCAAUCAAGCAUAGUUACCAUAGCCAAAAGAAAGUGCUUUCAAAGUCGCUGCAGUUAUAACACGACCCUUCUUAUCAGUAUUGGAAAAUAGCAUUAUUCACAUACGAUGCCAAUGACGAUGCAACGGUGCUGAAGUCGUGCAGAAGCAUUACUUCAGAGAAAACUCACAGUUUGCGUGAACAAUGUAGUCUUCCUCCGUGGUUUUAACUCCAACAAGCCGCCCUAGCUCAAAACAUUGAAUUCCGAGGUAUAGGACAUAUAUCGACGUUGAGGUACAUAGUCAUUACCCAGCCCAGAGAAGAGAGACUUCUUCGCUGGCCUUACCACAGUCAUCACGGUCACCAACACAUACAGUAUACGCUAUUAACGCCGGCUCCAUCAUACUCCAUUGGAUUCCUUCAUCAA